Mycena indigotica is the source of this 762-nucleotide messenger RNA. RefSeq lists its product as uncharacterized. Gene Ontology annotation, biological process: carboxylic acid metabolic process. The record is from RefSeq and is a predicted model, not a curated record. Gene Ontology annotation, molecular function: catalytic activity. The transcript has 3 exons. Bases 1 to 762 code for a protein of 253 amino acids. NCBI's taxonomy places the organism in Eukaryota, Fungi, Basidiomycota, Agaricomycetes, Agaricales, Mycenaceae.
AUGCUUCUCUUGACAUCGACCCGCUACGACCAUUCACUCCUUCGUCUACGAUUCAAUAACUAUAACGACGAGCCAUCACCGUUCCUACUCCUCCGAUUCCACCUGGACCGACUUUCCCAAGCAUCUACCCAACACGAUUGGCCCCAAGCUGCCUCUGUCUUGUCGUAUGAGGCCCUUCUUACUGUCUGCCAGGCGGCGGUCGCGUCCCAUGAUGGAGAAUAUCAUGCCCUCCGAGUCCGAAUCACCCUCUCCCAGACUGGCGAGCUCGCCGCUACCACAAUAGCAAUACCCGCCCUUCAUAGUGACCCGACAGCGGCAUCUUUCGCUCGUCCAUUGACGGAUAGCGCCACUCUCUAUGGACCACCGAUGAAGCUUUAUAUCGAUACCGAACCGACACCUUUCCUUGGCCUCUUGUCCACCACCAAGACAACUGAGCGGGGGGCCUACAACGACGCACGUUCCCGAGCUGGCCUGUCAGACGGAUCUUUCGAUUCAGAUGUGCUACUCUACAACUCUGACGAGCAUAUCACUGAAGCUUCAGUCUUCAAUGUCGCUGUUUUCCGACAAGGGGAAUGGAUCACACCGCCAGCUGCAUCAGGGUGUCUCCCUGGCGUUCUUCGACGAUGGUUACUUCAAAACAAGCGUAUACGCGAGGCGGGAGUGGGAGAGAUCACCAAGAGCCAGAUGCACGCCAACGACUGGGUCCUCCUUUUCAACAGUGCUCAUGGUUGUCGUCUUGCCCGAGUUACUAUUUCCUCCUAG